Molecule: messenger RNA, 4788 nt
Organism: Agrilus planipennis (emerald ash borer)
Lineage: Eukaryota; Metazoa; Arthropoda; Insecta; Coleoptera; Buprestidae
Product: disintegrin and metalloproteinase domain-containing protein 10
Exons: 12
Coding region: 682-4053 (1123 amino acids)
Biological process (GO): membrane protein ectodomain proteolysis; Notch signaling pathway
Cellular component (GO): plasma membrane
Molecular function (GO): metalloendopeptidase activity
Source: RefSeq, a predicted model, not a curated record
AACAAUUUUUUAUGGACACGGUUGUUAGCAUGGAUUCUUGAGAAACUAAAAAUAGAAUUGAUAGAAAUUUAUUUCAAAAAGACGCGAAUAUCUUUUAAAUUUUUGAUCGGAAAUCUUCGCCUUGCUACCGAAUAAAUUGACCAAUAUUGUGCCAGACAUGUGCGUACGACAAUGGCAUUUAGGAUUCCAUCUUGUUGCCAAAUUAUUGAAUGUGGGAAAAACACAGACAGGCUUAUAAUUAUUUUUGAUGUAUUUUUAACACGUUAUUUCCAAAUUAUAUUUUAAUACUUCCACAAAGUUCAAAGCACACCUAUGAAAGAAAACAAAUUGAUGUUUUCAGCCUUGGAAUUAAAAAGUGUUUGAUUUGACAACAUUGGAAAGGUGUAUAACAAAACAGCCAGGUAGAUGUAUUAACUAGUUAAUAGUACUGAGUACUGACACUAGCCAUAGAGCGCAGGGGUACCGAGGGUACCUACAUGAAUGGCAAUGUUCAUGUGGAUUCGAAAAGUGCUACAGGUGAAAAGAAAUGUAUGUGUCGGCAUUUCCAUUUAAAAGAUGUAUUUUCAUUAACAAUUGUGUAGUGACAUAGCGUGGUGUCCAUAAUAAUUAGAGAACAUUGUCACCUGGCUUUAUUUAAUUACAUAUGUGUAUUGUUUUGCUAUCGUAUAGAGAAAUGAUACAAUGCUCAUAUCUGGUUUUCGGAUCGUUAUAAUCUCUUUAGUCCUGAUCAAUUUCAUCCAGCUAAGUGCAUCGCCAUUGGAUCCUAUCGUAUACAGUCAAGGUUUUUUUUUAAAUUCAUUCAUAAGACAUUACGAGCCUGCCCGUUAUAAUCCCUCUGCGUUGGUAACGCAUUACCAGAAUCGAUAUCGUCGGAACUCCUCUCCACGAAAACAGGAUAUUCAACUGGAAAUUAGAGGCCAUGGAAGAGUUUUCCGACUUCGUUUGACUCCUGACAAGGAAGUAUUCACUGAAGAUGUCCAUGUGGAGUCUGAAGCAGGACCUUUGGAUUUUAGAAAUGAUAUUGCAUAUUCUGGGAGUUUGGAAGAUGAAGAAAACGCUUCGGUGCAUGGGGUCAUAACGAAAGAAGGCCUAUUCGAUGGCAUGAUUUCGACAGCACUAGAGAAUUUUUACAUCGAACCAGUCAGUAGAUACCUCAAUUUUUCUGACGAAAGUCAAGAGACACCGACAUUUCACUCGGUCAUAUAUAAGACUGAAGAUGUCGAAAAUCCGCAUCGAAACGUUCCCUGUGCCUCACACCUACUACAACACGGCCUAGCCGUUAACACUUCACACAACGAACUUAACAGGACCAAAAGAUGGGUUUUGAGCGGAGAAGGGAAAGUUCCCAUUGAUUUAGUAAAGUAUUCCACCAAUCCUAUCGACACACCUUCCCUGUUUCCCAUGAUCGAUACCAAUGUACACCCAAUCGAUGAAGAAAUGACCGCCAGUGCACUCAGUUCGUUCGAUACGUUUCGAAAUAAACGUACCACCAUAGAUCCAAAAAAGACCACUUGCAUGCUCUACCUCCAAGCUGAUCACCAUUUUUUUCAAAAGUAUGGCUCCGAAGAAGCCUGCAUCGAAGUUAUGACGAGGCAUGUCCAAAGGGUUAACAGUAUUUAUAAAGUGACAGAUUUUAAUCAAGAUGGAAAACCGGAUAAUAUAUCAUUUAUGAUAAAACGGAUAAAAGUCCAUACAACGGAUGCUCUUAGAGAUCCACUCUAUCGAUUUCCUGGAAAUUACGGAGUUGAGAAAUUUUUAGAACUCUUCUCAGAGGAGGAUUAUGAUGCGUUUUGCCUGGCGUAUAUGUUUACAUAUCGCGACUUCGAAAUGGGUACAUUGGGUUUAGCAUGGACAGGAGAUCUGAAAAAUGCGGGGGGCGUCUGUGAAAAGAAUGGGCAUUACAGGGGUAGCAUGAAGUCUUUAAAUACGGGUAUAGUUACAUUGCUCAAUUAUGGCAAACAUGUGCCACCAGCAGUAUCUCAUGUGACGUUAGCACAUGAAAUAGGUCAUAACUUUGGCUCGCCUCACGAUCCCGAAAGAUGCACUCCUGGAGGUGAGGACGGUAACUUCAUUAUGUUUGCGAGAGCGACGUCUGGGGACAAAAAAAAUAACAACAAAUUUUCGCAAUGCAGCAUAAAUAGUAUAAAUCCCGUUCUUAAUUUUAAAGCUCGCAGUUCUAAAGGAUGCUUUGCUGAACCGCAAAAGUCAAUAUGUGGAAACGGGGUGGUGGAAGAGGGCGAGGAGUGUGAUUGCGGUUGGGAAGAAGAUUGUAGAGAUCAAUGUUGUUAUCCGCAAAGAAGAUAUCCGCCUCUAGACGAACCUCCUUGCAGAUUAACACCAAGAAGUGUUUGUAGUCCUUCCCAGGGUCCAUGUUGUUCUGCCGACUGUCAAGUGAAGUUCGGUAAUAAAUGUAGGGACGAUAAUGGUUGCAGGGAUGCCAGUUUCUGCAAUGGUAGAAGUGCACAUUGUCCCCCUUCAAUUAAUAAACCUAAUAAAACUAUCUGUAACCAAGAGUUUGUCUGUUUUAUGGGAGAAUGUACUGGUUCCAUUUGUUUGGCAUACGGCCUCGAGUCUUGUCAGUGUAUUCCGGGCCCGAACGAUCCAAAAACGAAAGCUUGCGAACUUUGUUGUAAACUUCCUGGCGAGAAACAACCAUGCAAGUCGUCUUUUGAUUGGAACGAGACGCCAUAUGAUGUUCCAGACAUGUAUUCCAAACCUGGAACGCCGUGCAAUAAUUACAACGGCUACUGUGAUGUUUUCCAGAAGUGCCGCGAAGUGGAUCCCUCGGGACCACUCGCCACGCUUAGAAAAUUAUUGCUCUCCGAAGAGAGCAUUGCUAGUUUCAGGAAAUGGGUAAUGGAUUACUGGUAUGCUGUAGCACUAAUCGUUUUUGCUGUGAUAACUGUACUGGUCUUAAGCACCAAACUUUUCGGUAAAAAACCCGAAACAAAACUAAAAAAGGUAACCAUAAUGCAUUCUUCGAAAAGAAAAAAUAUCCGCUUGCCAAAAACAGCGGACGGUGUCACUGUACAUCCGGCCCUUCGAUCGAAGCUCCCUCUUCGACGUAAAGUUCAUAAUGGUAAAAUUCAAAAGAAACACAGAUCGCAAGAUGGAAAAAUAAAAAAGAACAACACUAAAAAAUUGAAAAAGUCAUCAAACAGUAAGAAAACGUCGGUUACAACGGCAGCGACCGUUCAAACAAAAGCGGUGCAAGAACAAGAGAAUACUAAGACGGAAAAUACUAUUGUAAUUCCGGAAACAGGAACAAUAACAGGAGCGGCUCUUCCUAAUAAGACCAAAAAACUGUCUCCAUUGCAUAAAUCAAAGAAUCGUAAGAAAAAGAAAAAGGUAAUAGAUUACAGUUGCAUGCAGGGUGGCGAUGGUGAUGGCAAGAAAGAACUUGUUAACACAGCAACAGAUCAAGUUCACAAUCCCUUAUCACCACCAACGGCGGAUCCAGUCAAUAAAGUUCAAAACUGGCUUAUGAAAUCCCAGCUAGUUUUGCCAAAGUCGAAAUCUACUCCAGCAAACUUAACCACUGAUAAAACUAACAACAACAACAAGCCCUCACACGGAGGACGUUUGAAAUACAAAUCGGAUAAAACGAAAGCUCAUAGUACUGGUAAUAUAGCUCACGAUAAGGAAAAGGUCCGCCUCCAAGUGGUUUAUAAACCUCCGUUCAAGUUCAGUGUAAAGUUACGUAAACCGGAUAAAAUCAGUGCCGUUUUGAAAUCGGGUGUAGAGAACGCGAUCAAGAAAAAGGAUCCUAAAAUAGUGAAACCACGAACGGGUCUCCUUAUACAUAGCGGGAAGGAGAAGAAAUCGAAGACGGCAGUCGCGUCUAAUUUAAAAUCGAACCAAAUUGGCGUUACCGUAGCUAGUCCCAAUCUUCCUCCUUUGCCUUUAACUCCACCUCUUCAACCGAAUUCUAAUAAUAAUGUUAUUAAUAAUAAUAAUAAACCAAUUGACGACAUCGAUUCCAACAUACAUACCGUCCAAUCUGACUUAGAAGUCCUUCUGUCUGAAAGCGAGUUCCUCUUUUCAGAAGAAUGACGCGCCUUAGUUGUAAGUUUGUUAUUUUCAUAGGCUGUGGAAUAUUUUUUUUCUUUUUUCGAUAACAUUCCUUGUCUUCGUGACAUUAAAAGAAAACGUAAGUAUUGUAGUAUAAUACUAUACGUUAUAGAACAACAAUCCAAUAUAUUUUCUCGAAUACAUGUUCAAAAAUGUGCUAAACUAAAAUAAAAUGUACCUUCCACAAUUAGGGUGAAAUUCUGUAAUUACUGAUUCCCCUUUAUGCUCUCUCUUUCUCUCACCGCUAGUCUAUUCCAACGUAAAACUUCAAGCAUGUAACUUAAAAAGAAAUCUAUUAUGAAAUAGUCCCAAUAUGUCAAAAUGGUGCAUAUCAAAAGUUAUUCAAUCAUCUUAACAUCACAAGGUUGUCUGUCCAAAGACUGGUUGAACACGCACCUCCACUUGUCCCUAUUCUGACCCAAUCUUCAUAUUAUUCAUCUCUAACUACAUAUUUACAAACAAUAAUCUAAUCUAGAUUUCUGCUUGUAAUAAGUCUCUAAUUGGCCCUUCAUACCUCAAAAGCCCUACCAUCCUGUCUCUGCUUUCCUUUAUGACUUUCACAGCGCCCUCUGCAGUAUUUUUCAUCCUGACCUAUCUGACUUCCUUAUGUAUAUAAAGUACAAUACUUAAUUAUCGUAAUUUCUAAAUGAGAAAUACGUUCAGCACAUUUUUGAUUUGACAAGAAACUCUCUAUUUUAAAUAUACUCUAAAAGCUUA